Messenger RNA from Cynoglossus semilaevis (tongue sole), 2194 nucleotides. RefSeq names its product E3 ubiquitin-protein ligase TRIM39. Gene Ontology annotation, molecular function: zinc ion binding; protein binding. The record is from RefSeq and is a predicted model, not a curated record. Lineage: Eukaryota; Metazoa; Chordata; Actinopteri; Pleuronectiformes; Cynoglossidae. The transcript has 14 exons. Bases 84 to 1799 code for a protein of 571 amino acids.
UGUGCGAUGAGCAGUUCCAGUGCUCCAUCUGUCUGGAGGUCUUCAUCAACCCCUCGUCUACACCCUGUGGUCACAGCUUCUGUAUGAGCUGCAUCAGCAGAUACUGGGACCAGGCCAAGGUGUGUCAGUGUCCUCUGUGUAAGAAAACUUUCCAGAAGCGUCCGGAGCUGCAGAUUAACCGAACUCUGAGGGAGAUCACAGAGCAGUUCAGAUCCAUGAGUGGAGGAGAAAGGGUAGGAGGGUUAGAGAAGAAAAGAGGAGGCAGAGGAGGAGGAGGUGACGCAGUCAUUCCAGAUGAUUUGUUCAAUGAGCUGAGGAACAAAUUUCCUCGAAACGUGACAACGACGAAGGCUGUGCCGAUCGUUGACAACCCACAGUCGCUGGAGGAGCAUUUGGUCCAGUCCCCUCUGGUGUCCUCUGUUCCCAACAGCAGUCCCAUCGCCACCGUGUUAAGCCACACCUCCUCACAGGCUCCACCUUCUUCUAACUGUGCUCGCGCUGGCAGCCGCAGGAGGUUCACGGUGAGCGGCGCUGCCAGCAGCCAGAGCGCCUCCAUCUGUGAGCUGCACAACAGAGGAAUUAUGAUCUACUGCAGGACUGAUCAGCUGUGUAUCUGUCCAGAGUGUGAGCUGCAGCAUCACCAGGAUCACGACACUGUGUCAGUCACAGAGCAGUGGAUGGAAAACCAGUCUCAGCUGAGAUUGUCUACGCAGAAAGUUCAGGACAUGAUUGGUGAGAGGAUGAAAAAGAUCGAGGAGAUCAGAACGUCAGUGAGCAAACUGGAGCUGUUGGUGGAGAAGGAGACGGCUGGCAGCGUCUGCCUCUUCUCCGCUCUGGUCUCGGCCAUCGAGCGCUCACAGGCCCAGCUGUUGGAGGUGAUGGACAUGACCAGGAGAGCGACCCAACAUCAGGCCAACGCCAUCAUCAGGCAGCUGGAGCUGGAGGUGGAGGAGCUGAGGAGUAGGGAGAGCGCCCUCCACCAGCUGACUCAGUCUGACAAUUACGUCCACUGCGUUAAAACCUUCGCCAACCUCUCGGUUCCACCUCCAACUAAAGACUGGUCUGCUGUGACCGUGAACCCUGACCUGGGAACUAAUGGCAUCUAUAGGACACUGCUGGUGGAGGUGGAAAAGUUCCAGGAGGAGCUGAGGAAUGCUGCAGAAAAAGGCUUUCCGAAUUCCGUCUUGGAUCCCACUCCAGUCCGAUCUCAACCCAGAGUGAAGAGUGUGCAAGAAUAUGCAGUGAAUGUGACUCUGGACUGUAAUACAGCUCAUCCCAGACUGGUUCUGUCUGAUGAUAUGAAGAGUGUAAAGUGUGGGGACAAACACCAGCUACUUCCAGAUAAUCCAGAGCGGUUUGACAGAGUGGUCUGUGUCCUGGGCAGAGAGGCCAUCUCCUCUGGGAGACACUACUGGGAGGUGGAGGUGGGUGGGAAGACGGACUGGGAUCUGGGAGUGGCCAAGCAAUCCAUCAACAGGAAAGGAAAAGUGGAAGUGAGUCCAUUGAAAGGAUACUGGUUUCUCAGCCUCAGAAACAAGAACAAGUACGCCUUCAGAACGGAACCUUCCACUGACGUCCACCUCAACAUGCGACCUCAGAAGAUCGGCAUCUUUGUGGACUACGAGAAAGGACAGGUGUCCUUCUACAACGUUGAAGCCAAGCUCCACAUCUACACCUUCAACGACUCCUUCAGCGAGUGUAUCUUCCCCUUCUUCAGUCCCUGCACCAACAAGUCAGGAAAGAACGAUGCUCCGCUAAUCAUCACACCUGUCUGCCUCACACACUCACACACACUCUGAAACACACACAUAUUCUGACAAAAACUGACACACUGAUAAACACACACAGAGAGAUGAUUGGAUGAUUGUUUUUGUUUCACAUAAAAAAUGUGUUAAUCCAUAAACCUGUGGCCACAGAGGAUUGAUGAUGAGUUUAUGACCAGGGAAGAGAAAUGUGAUGCAAAUACCUGUAGCAAGUGUUUUUAGAUUAACACUGACCGCAGCCCACUCAGGACACUUUUGACUUUUUUUAUAUUGUGGUAUUUUUAUGUAUUGGAAACAUGGGGGUUACAGUGGUGAAAUAGUAGGAUUCCCAGAAGGUUCUGGGUUUGAUUCCACCUCUCUUGUGAUAAGUCCUGAUCAGGGCCCCAACUCCAAUUAUUCUUCUGUUUCAUCUAAUAAAAGAAAUCAAAUGU